Molecule: messenger RNA, 1458 nt
Organism: Oldenlandia corymbosa var. corymbosa
Lineage: Eukaryota; Viridiplantae; Streptophyta; Magnoliopsida; Gentianales; Rubiaceae
Source: the annotation of a GenBank genome assembly
AUGAAGUUAGGCAAAGAUUGGUGUGUGGUUCAAAAAGCUAAUCCUCGUAGCUCUUAUGAAGUUCUUGAAUCCGAACAAGGACCGGUUGAUGAGAUUAUCCAAGAAGAAGAACCGGGAUUUGUUUUAUGUGUGAACCUUGGAGAGAUUCCACAACUUGUUAGGGAUGUACCAUCACUUAACAACAUUGAUGCCACAAUUGUGAAUACUACCACUGCAGAGACUUGUAUUGAAAAUGACUACGAUGAUGAAUUUAUUGAUGAUGAAGAUUGUGACGUUGAUUGUGGUGAUGAAGCUCUAGCUAAUGGUUUUGUUGAAAAUGAAGGGCUGUGGACGGAUGAUGAUGAUUAUGUUGAUGAUGAUAGUCCUGGCAAGGGAAGAAAACCUUUAGUGAAGAAAAGAAGACUUGAGUCUCUCGGGCUUAGAGAUUCCGUAUCAUCCCAAGAGACUCCUUUGUCUAAUAAGUGUAUCUUUGAUUCUUAUUAUUCAGAGACACAUUUGGCAGGCGAUUCAGGUAUUCCCUUGACUCCCAUGUCUGCUUGUUCAGCUCAUUGGCUCCUUGUAAUGCUUAAUGCAGCAAAAUCAUCUACAUUUGUUAAAAGAGGACCAACCAGAAACCUUAGUGGGCGUAAAAAUGAUGAUGAUGCUCCACACAAAGUUAAACUCGAUGAUUGUUACAAACGUGUUGUAGGUCCUGAAUCACAAUCAUUCAUCAAUGAAUCUAGUGCUAUUGCUUGCAAGUUUGGGAAGCACAAUGUUCCAAAAUGGUCUCAGCUAGAAAAGGAAGACCGAGAAGCCAUGUGCCAAAGGGUUAUGGCUAAGUUUCCUAAUGAUGUUGUGGACGCAAAGAUGAAGAAAGCUGUUGAACAGCAAGUCAAUAAAUCAUAUAGAAAUUGCCGACAUAAGCAUAGUCGGCUCUUCAAAACAUUUAAAUCAAAGGAGGAAGCAUUAAGACAAGUACCUGAUGAGUUGCCCAAGGAAGAGUGGAUAUAUCUCUGCAAUUAUUUCACUUCUGAAAAAUUCAAGGCAAUGAGUAAGCGCAACAUAGAGAACCGAGCCAAAAACAAAGAGCCAAACUUUACGGGAACCCUUUCUCUUGCAAGGUUCGCUGAGCAGCUGGAAAGGAUUCGGAAUGAAAAAAGAACUCCCUUUGACUUAUUUGAAUAUAGUCGAACCUUAAGGAAGACAGGAACUAUGCCUGGGGAAACAUCAAAAACAACUUUGGGUCAAAUGAGAGACUUGGAAAGUGCCAGUUAUGAACCUAAAGAGAUUUGCAUUGCAACAGUUGGGAAACUACCUAGAAGUGCUGGACGUGCCUUAACCAAAAGUUAUUAUGUUGAAGAAGUUCGUCGUGAAAAGGAAAGAGCUGAUGUGGCAGAAAAAGAAAGGAAAGAAACAGAUGCAAAGUUAGAAAAGAUGGCAGUGGAACAAGAAACACUGGAAAAAAACAUUGGUAGCUGA